UUGUGUAUUCACGCAUGCGCUGUAGAGUUUAUUUGGUAUACACACAACAGGAAGCUCCACUGUGGGAUUGCCCGACCAAGACUUUGUGCGAUGGAGGCGUGACGUGUCAGUCAGUGGAGCGAUACGACCAGACCAGACAUGACCGAGUGCUUCCUGCCGCCCAGCAGCAGCCCUGCUGAGCAGCGCCGGGCCGAUCACCCAGGAGGCGUGGCCCGCACCCCGAGCUCUGAGGAGAUCAGCCCCACCAAGUUCCCCGGCCUGUACCGCACCGGCGAGCCGUCGCCGCCCCACGAUGGACAUCACCACGAGCCGCCGGACCCGUAUGUCUCAGACGACGACAAGGAACACAGCAAGAAGAAGAACAAGUUCAAGAAGAAGGAGAAAAGGACUGAGGGAUACGCCGCCUUCCAGGAGGACAGCUCGGCGGACGAAGCCGAGAGCCCGUCCAAGAUGAAGCGCUCCAAGGGAAUCCACGUGUUCAAGAAGCCCAGCUUCUCCAAGAAGAAGGAGAAGGACUUCAAGGUGAAGGAGAAGGAGAAGGGCCCAAAGGAGGACAAGGCCAAGGAGAAGAAGUCCAAGGACCUGACGGCCGCCGACGUAGUCAAACAGUGGAAGGAGAAGAAGAAGAAGAAGAAGCCAGCCUCCGAGGCUGAGCCGGUCCCGGUGGAGACCCCCACCGUCAGACCCAUCUUUGGAGCGCCGCUGGCCGAGGCUGUGAAGAGGACGGCUCUGUACGACGGCAUCCAGCUGCCGGCCGUCUUCAGGGAAUGCGUGGACUACAUCGAGAACUACGGCAUGAAGUGUGAGGGCAUCUACAGAGUCUCAGGUAUGAAGUCCAAAGUGGAUGAGCUGAAAGCGGCCUAUGACCGGGAGGAGUGUCCCUGCCUGGAGGAGUACGACCCGCACACGGUGGCCAGCCUGCUGAAGCAGUACCUCCGGGAGCUGCCGGAGAACCUGCUGGUCCGGGACCUGACCCAGCGCUUUGAGGACGCCUGCGGCCGUCCAGCGGAGGCCGACAAACUGGCGGAGUUCCACAAGCUGCUGGCCGAGGUGCCGGCGGAGAGCCGUCUGCUGCUCUCCUGGCUCGUCACGCACAUGGACCACGUCAUCGCCAGGGAAACGGACACCAAGAUGAACAUCCAGAACAUCUCCAUCGUCCUCAACCCGACCAUUCAGAUCGGGAACCGUGUUCUCUACAUCUUCUUCACCCACGUGAAGGAGCUGUUUGGGGACGUUGUCCUGAAGCCGGUGGUGCGGCCGCUGCGCUGGUCCAACAUGGCGACCAUGCCCGCUCUGCCUGAGACCCAGGAUAACAUCAAGGAGGAGAUUCGGCGGCAGGAGUUCCUGCUGAACUGCCUGCACAGAGACCUGCAGGCGGGCGUGAAGGACCUGUCCAAGGAGGAGCGGCUCUGGGAGGUCCAGAGAAUCCUGACGGCUCUCAAACGCAAGCUGAGGGAGGCCAAGCGGCAGGAGUGUGAGAGUAAAAUAGCACAAGAAAUCGCCAGUCUCUCAAAGGAGGACGUGUCCAAAGAGGAAAUGACCGAGAACGAAGAGGAAGUCAUCAACCUACUUUUAGCACAGGAGAAUGAGAUCCUGACCGAACAGGAGGAGCUGAUUGCGCUCGAACAAGUGCUGCGGAGGCAAAUCGCCACCGAGAAGGAAGAAAUCGAGAGGCUGAGGGCGGAAAUCGCAGACAUUCAGAGUCGGCAGCAGGGCCGCAGCGAGACAGAGGAGUAUUCCUCAGACAGCGAAAGUGAGAGUGAAGAUGAGGAAGAGCUGCAGAUGAUACUGGAAGACCUGCAGAAACAAAACGAGGAACUAGAGAACAAAAACACCCAUCUGAACCAGGCCAUCCACGAGGAGCAGGAAGCCAUCCUGGAGCUCCGGGUCCAGCUCCGCCUGCUGCAGAGCCACAAGCAGCAGCAGCAGGAGCUAACCGUCCCGCCGCCGGCCGAACAAGCUCCUCCCACUCAGCCGAGCCCGGAGGCCCGCAGCGAGGAACAAACCAAACGCUCCAUCUCCACCGUGGCCGCCACUGGAGACGCGCCCGCCCCAACCAACGGGAAGCCACUGAAGGAUCCUUCAAAGCCGUCACCGAGCAAAGACAGGCGAGACACCAACAUGUGAGGCGAGCGACAGUCGUCUCCGCAGAUGGUCAGUUCACCUGCAGCAUUGGUUACCAAAAACAAGAAACUGAACACCUGUAUCCUCUGCGGCAUCCUGACUUUGUUUCUCUUCACUGCAAAACAGAAAACCUAGAAACAGAGUAGCAGCUGUCGCAGAUGAUCCGCUACCUCUGUGGAAACUCCCAGGGACCAUUUCAUUCAAAUCUGCUGUGCCAAGCCUGUUUAAAAGAGGAUUAGAGGGUGACAAUGAUGGAUGUGAGAGAGAUUAGAGUUUAUUUUUCACUGAUAAUUAAAUCAAGAAAUCAUCACAAAAUGUAA
Poecilia latipinna (sailfin molly) is the source of this 2444-nucleotide messenger RNA. It is a transcript of the gene ralbp1, whose product is annotated as ralA binding protein 1. Gene Ontology annotation, cellular component: membrane. Gene Ontology annotation, biological process: endocytosis; small GTPase-mediated signal transduction; positive regulation of GTPase activity. The record is from RefSeq and is a predicted model, not a curated record. The coding region runs from base 139 to 2127 and encodes 662 amino acids. The transcript has 10 exons. Lineage: Eukaryota; Metazoa; Chordata; Actinopteri; Cyprinodontiformes; Poeciliidae. Gene Ontology annotation, molecular function: small GTPase binding; GTPase activator activity.